Messenger RNA from Paraglomus brasilianum, 384 nucleotides. The record is from the annotation of a GenBank genome assembly. Lineage: Eukaryota; Fungi; Glomeromycota; Glomeromycetes; Paraglomerales; Paraglomeraceae.
AUGGUCGCAACUUCCCAGUAUUCCCAAUACAGAACCAGACUCGUCAUGAUCGCAUCAACUGAAAUGGUUGAAAUAAGUCAUGUUGUUAACAAUGAGAUUUUAGAUAGAUUUCCAGUUCCCACACUCAAAGACAUCCGCGAACAUAUAUCCAACCCACGCACAAACGGUAGAACAAACGCUAUCGGAGACUUUUUGAUAUUUCGUACCUUUUUCAAUAAACGGUUUUCUCAAGACCGUAGUAUUGUCUCCGCUGAAUUUUCAGGCCUAUCUUCGCAUAUAUGGAACACAGCUGAAAACAAUGUUAGAGGAAGAUUUAAACAAUUGGCUAUGCAGACGAUGUCGAUGUUUAGGGACGAAGUACCAAUUAUCUGGGACCAAGAGUGA